Messenger RNA from Colias croceus (clouded yellow), 1462 nucleotides. It is a transcript of the gene NANS, whose product is annotated as sialic acid synthase. Gene Ontology annotation, biological process: carbohydrate biosynthetic process. Gene Ontology annotation, molecular function: N-acylneuraminate-9-phosphate synthase activity. Bases 194 to 1243 code for a protein of 349 amino acids. The transcript is spliced from 5 exons. NCBI's taxonomy places the organism in Eukaryota, Metazoa, Arthropoda, Insecta, Lepidoptera, Pieridae. The record is from RefSeq and is a predicted model, not a curated record.
GCAACGCGCACUAGCGCGGCGGGCGCGCACCGGGCUGCCCGCUUUUAUAUUGAAUUGACCUUAUUUACUCAAUCAAAACUUUAACGAAAGGUCGAUAAACCUUUCCAUUACAAUUUGUGACUCUCAGUUCAUUAUUAAUACUCCAAGAAUUGCUGUUUGUAAACUAUUCCAUGGGACAGUGGCCGCUACAAAGAUGGUUGAAGUGAAAAUAACAGGCGAUAUUAAAGUUGGAGGCAACAAUCCUUGUUUUAUCAUCGCCGAAGUUGGACAAAAUCACCAAGGUGACAUUGAAAUAGCGAAAAAGCUAAUAAAGGCUGCCAAGGAUGCUGGAGCCAGUUGCGUCAAAUUUCAAAAGACAUGUCUCAAAGAAAAGUUUACCAAAAAGUACCUUGAACGAUCAUAUGAUAAUCCAAACUCUUGGGGAAAAACUUAUGGAGAUCACAAAAGACAUUUAGAAUUUUCAGAAGCUCAGUAUAGGGAACUCUUUAAAUAUGCACAUGAAGUUGGAAUUCCCUUUACCGCAUCGGCUAUGGAUAUGGUAUCAUUCGAUUUUCUGGUUAAUCUAAAAGUGCCGUUUAUAAAAAUCGGAUCCGGAGACUCAAAUAAUUUAUUGUUUUUGAAAUAUGCGGCGUCUAAGAAAAUUCCACUUAUAAUAUCGACAGGAAUGGUAGACAAAUCCGCUGUGAAAACAAUUUAUGAUAUUAUAUCGGCAGAACACAAACAAUUUUGCUUGUUGCACUGUAUAUCGGCGUAUCCCGUGCCUUUCGAAGACUGCAAUUUAACUGUCUUACAAGAUUACAAGAAUACAUUUGAUGUUCCUGUGGGAUAUUCUGGUCAAGAGUUGGGAACUGCAGUGGCAUUGGCAGCAGUCGCUUUGGGAGCAAAGGUCUUAGAGAAACAUAUAACAUUGGAUAAGAGUAUGAAGGGUACAGACCAUGUCUGUUCUUUGACUCCAACCGAGUUCAAACAACUAGUGCGAGAUGUCCGCGUUAUUGAGGCGUCUUUGGGAACUCCUAUUAAGAAAGUCGUAACAUCUGAAAUACCCUGUAUCGAUAAACUCCAAAAGUCGCUCGUCAUGGGUUGCACGAAAAACAAAGGAGAGAUAAUUUAUCCUGGAGAUGUAAAGAUCAAAGUAGCCGAGCCUAAAGGUCUGAAUGCUUUACACUUUGAGGAAGUUAUUUACAAGACUCUCGUUUAUGAUAAGAAAGAAGAUGAACCACUUAAUGAGGGUGAUUUCUGUUGAAAGUAUACCGAUUUGAAUACUUAAUAUUGAUGGCUAAGAUUGAUGGCUGCUCAAUGACAAAAAUGUAUGCUCAUAAAAUAUAGUUAUAAUCUUACCAAUAAAAUACAAAAUAAUAUAACAAAAAAAAAUAUGUUUUUAAGUUAACCACAAAUAAUCUAGUAAUUGUAUGAUAAGUUUAUAUUUGUUAUGUAUUAAAGUAAAUAUAAUACUCGGCCGUUA